Molecule: messenger RNA, 628 nt
Organism: Xyrichtys novacula (pearly razorfish)
Lineage: Eukaryota; Metazoa; Chordata; Actinopteri; Labriformes; Labridae
Source: the annotation of a GenBank genome assembly
AUGUCUGUCAGCAACAAUCACUCAGAGCCGAGCCGGGUACCAACAAAUCAGCUGCAAUUGACCUUGUUCAUGGAGGAGUACCCGGUAAGCACCUGUUUGCUUAGCUGUUAUGUCUGCAUGUGUAGGAGGUGAUAGAAGUAUGAAUUAAACUUCUCUGCAGGAUUGUAAACUAUGAAAUGUGCAUAUGAGAAGAGUAGUAAAUCUCUUGGUAAGAUAAAGAUCAGAGCACAGUAUGUAUGCUUUGAAGCAUGCGUGUGGGUGUGUGUGUCCAUCUGUUUGUGUGACCUCAGUGUCCUCACCAUACUGUAUCUCCGGCCCUGCAGACCGUGUAUCCCCCUAUGAGUGGGAGGCUCCAGGCGUUUGAUGUGGCUGACGGUCGCCUCCUCUCUCCCUCUGGCCUCAGAUCAGUGGCCCCGGGCCCGCGUGGGUUGGUCUGGUUAAGAUGACCGCAGCGGCGAUGGUCAGCUGCCAAACCCACUGGUCAGGUCCUCCUCAGUCACAUGACCUGGGUCGGUCAUGUGACCCAGAGGGGGCAGCCAAUAGUGUUGCCUUUUCAUGCGGUGGGAAAACAUUCCAACAGCUGGCCUCGGACGGGUCCAGAAACAUCUGCAACGUCCGCCACUGGUGA